Hibiscus syriacus is the source of this 1800-nucleotide messenger RNA. RefSeq lists its product as uncharacterized. The record is from RefSeq and is a predicted model, not a curated record. Lineage: Eukaryota; Viridiplantae; Streptophyta; Magnoliopsida; Malvales; Malvaceae. Bases 429 to 1646 code for a protein of 405 amino acids. The transcript has 16 exons.
GGCAGCUGUCGCAGGGGGGGAGACGUCGGGAAUCCGGGGCUCGACAACUCAUAUAAACCCCGGACCAGAAACCCCUUCCCCAUGCAAACGCAAAAAAGCAAAAUCUUUCCUCCAAAUCAUUUGCCUUUUUAAAACGUGGCGUUGCGUCCUCUUGUUUCGGUUUUCUUUUAAAGACCUUUUCUCUCUGUUGAUUUUUGCUGGUUCAAUCAUUCAAUUUGGUUUUGUUGAAUCAGCCGACCCAAAAUUACCCAAGGCAAGAAAAGCUUUACUCUUCUGUCUAGCUUCAUCACCGAUCAAUCGAUUCCGCCUCCUGUUGGUCUUCAAGUUUAAAGGUCAAGCCUUGUCAAAAUUUCUUUGAAUUGAAGAAUUCUGGGGCGUUCAAGCUUACAGAGUUUUCUAUGAGUGUAACAUAGAAGCUUUGUUUGUCUAUGAGGACAGUUAUUCCGACUGAUAAGAGAAGAAAUGCUUCAUCUGACGGGGGAAACGUCGGAUUUAAAAUGAGGCAGCUUCCAUUUAUGGGAGUUAUUUUUACAGUUAUGAUGUACAUUGUAUACAGAACCACAAAUUAUCAAUACUACGAGACAGAGAUGGAAACCAAAUUGCACCCUUUUGAAACAGUAGAGGAUAAUGAUUUGCCUUCUGUGAAAUUAAGAGAUUUGCCUCGUGGCAUUAUGCAACCUCGUUCGGAUUUGGAACUAAAGCCUCCAUGGUCAAAGAGUUCACGGUCAAAGGUUAAUGUUACCACAGAUAAGAACUUGCUGGCAAUGCCAGUUGGCAUUAAACAAAAAGAAAAUGUUGAUAGUGUUGUGCGAAAGUUUCGUGCAGUGAAUUUUACCAUUAUUUUAUUCCAUUAUGACGGCAAAGUGGAUGGAUGGUGGGAUCUUGAUUGGUCUGACAAAGCCAUUCACAUACUGGCUCAUAACCAAACGAAGUGGUGGUUUGCGAAGCGUUUUCUACAUCCAGAUAUUGUGUCAAUUUAUGACUACAUAUUUCUUUGGGAUGAAGAUUUGGGGGUGGAGCAUUUCAAUCCAAGAAGGUACCUAGAUAUCGUGAAGUCGGAAGGCUUAGAGAUUUCUCAGCCAGCUUUAGACCCAAACUCAACGGAAAUACACCACAGAAUUACUAUCCGUGCUAGAAUGAAGAAGUUUCAUAGGAGAGUCUAUGAACUCAGAGGUAAAACGAGGUGUUCAAAUAUAAGCGAGGGACCACCAUGCUCUGGAUUUGUGGAGGGAAUGGCUCCGGUGUUCUCCAGAGCUGCCUGGUAUUGUGCAUGGCAUCUCAUACAGAAUGAUCUUGUUCAUGGAUGGGGAAUGGAUAUGAAACUUGGGUAUUGUGCACAGGGUGAUCGCACGAAGAAUGUGGGGGUGGUUGAUAGUGAGUACAUUGUUCAUAAGGGCAUACAAACUUUGGGUGGGACAGGAGAGCUCUCAUUGAGGAAAUCCAAAAAGAUACGUAAGGUUAGGAGUCGGACUUCAACUUUCGAUUCACGAGCUGAGAUUCGCAGGCAAUCAACAUGGGAACUUAAAGUCUUUAAAGAGCGAUGGAAUCAAGCCGUGCAACAAGACAAGUAUUGGAUCGAUCCGUUUCCGAGACAACAAAAGCGAAGAAAUAAACGUGAAAGCAAAGUUUUUGACAUUUACGACUAAUCAAAGCCGAUCGUGGUUGCCCUCAUUCACCGUCACAGAUACAAUAGUCUAAUCUCAACAUCAUCACCCAUGUAUUUUAGCUUUCCUCUUGCAUUCUCAUAUGAUUAUUUCAUUAUUUUUGAACACAUGCUUUGAGCUUUGUCUAUAUAAUACA